Molecule: messenger RNA, 1131 nt
Organism: Notodromas monacha
Lineage: Eukaryota; Metazoa; Arthropoda; Ostracoda; Podocopida; Cyprididae
Source: the annotation of a GenBank genome assembly
AUGUGGUUGGAGGGGCGACACCCCGUGACGAUCGCAGCAUUUAGCGUUCUUCUCUACGCCUUCCUCUCCCUCCCGAUGGCGUUCGGCUACAUUGUGGUCAACAUGGCCGCGGGCUACAUUUUCGGCGUGUUUGGCGGCAUGCUGGUCACGGUGACCACAGUGGCUACCGGAGUGGCGCUCGCUCACGUCGCCAUGCGCCAUUAUUGUCGGCCGGGCAUCGUGGCGCUCAUUGCCAAAGUGCUGCCGGCGGAGUAUCACAGAGCGCUUUUCAAGUUGCUGGCUGGACCCGAAGCGCUCAAGAUCGUCUUCUUGACUCGCCUCACGCCGAUCCCGUUUGGGCUGCAGAAUGCCAUUUUUGCUGUUACCAAUGUUACCACAAAAAGUUACCUUUAUGCCACAGUCGCUGGGCUGUUCCCAACUCAAUGCCUCAAUGUCUACCUUGGCAGUACCCUGAGGAGUCUGGGAGACAUUUUGUCUGAAGGCGGACUGUCUCUUGUUGGCUAUGUUGUGCUCAUUGCCCAGGUGCUUUUGCUGCAUGGGGCCUCAUUCAGUUCGAAGACCUGGCUAGAGUUGCACACCCUGCCACUGUUGGCCGCCAUGGGCCACCACGUCGUAGCAGUCGAUCUGCCCGGCGGCACCGAGUCGCUCACUCCAGCCGUCCCCGUGGCUCCCCACUUUCAAAAGGACUUCCUGGAGGCGUUCAUCAGCCGAGCUGGCUUGAAACCCGCUGUUGUUGUGUCCCCUUCCAUGUCUGGCACGUUUUCCUUGUCACUGCUCAGGUCAAAGCCUGAGAUGUUUGCGGGUUUUGUGCCUGUGGCGCCGGUCAUGUCUGACGAGUUGACCCAAGAGUACCUGGGGUCACUCCGGGUGCCGACCUUGGUCUUGUACGGGGAUCGGGACCAGCACGGGAAAAGGGUGAGCGAAAAGCUGGGCAAAAUCCCCACUAGUAGGGUUGUGAUGAUUGAGGAAGCCUCGCAUCCCGCUUAUAUCGACCAACCUGAUGUUUUCCAUGAGUUGAUGUACAACUUUCUGAGACUCUUGACUGAGAUGACUGACAGAGCACACGUGCAAGUUAUUUGGGAGGAGGUACAGCAGUUGAAUUUCAGAGCUGCUUUGGAGAUUGAACUCUGA